Messenger RNA from Lactuca saligna, 1086 nucleotides. The record is from the annotation of a GenBank genome assembly. NCBI's taxonomy places the organism in Eukaryota, Viridiplantae, Streptophyta, Magnoliopsida, Asterales, Asteraceae.
AUGACAGCGAUUAAUGCAAUCUAUAAAGCCUUGAAAAGGGCAUUUGCUGGUAUAUUCUUAGAGAGUUCUCACAGCUUCAGGAAAAGAAGAGGGAAUCAGCGAUUUUCCGACGAAAAGUCCACCGGAUCAGGUGGUGGUGGUAUGACAGUGUUUGAUAAGCUCACUGACGAGCUCUUAAUCGAAAUCCUAAUACGUCUCCCUCAAAAGCAAGCCAAUAUCUGGUUUUCUUUAUCUUUCAUUAAAAAAGAGAUUUUACAGUUUUUGGCUUCAAACAACGGAUUGGUUUUAUGCUGUGCGCCUCUUCGCAAUCCAAUUGUUUACUUUGUUUGUAAUCCAUUAACGAAGCAAUGGAUUCCUCUUCCUCCACCUCCAACCAAUAUCAAAACAGUGUACAUUGGGUUUAUAUGUAAUCCCCGAUAUUCAUGUAACGAUGACGAUGAACGAGGAAGUUUUAAAGUUGUUCGUAUUGAAGUAGUUAACUGCAAUUCGCAUUGGGAUCUAUCAGACACAUUAAAAUUAGAAAUCUUUUGUUCGGUGUCAGGGAGGUGGAGGGAGGAGUACUUCAUGUCAAAUUCGACUCAUGAUCAUGGAUUUUUCUGCGGAUGGGAUAGUUGGUGUCCUAGUGCUGUGGUUUGUGAUGGAUUGCUAUAUUGGAAUUCUGUUUCAAAUAGUGGUAUUUUCUGUUAUGAUCCUUAUAAUGGUGAAUGUAGAACCAUUAAGCUUCCACAUGAGAUAAGAAAUCAAAGUGUGGGAAAUGAGAAUGGUGGUGAGUGUGAGUGGUUGUUGUUGCAUAAAGUUGAGUUGGAUGAAAUGAAAUGUGGAGAUAAAAAUAUCGACAAGAAUAAAAUGGGUCUCCUUUCGCCCCAUCCGCUUAAUAAAGAUAUUCUCUUCUUUUGGUGUCCGGCUGACCUUCCUUCCUUUACGAUUAGAAUUGUGGAAUAUGAUAUGGAAAAGAAGCUUCUGACGUUACCUUGUUUGCUUCGAGAUGCCAGAGUUAUAAGUUUCUUCUUCCCUUUGUUCUCUCCAUUUGUUCUUCCCUGCUGGCCUACCGCAGUUCCUCCCAUCCAGCAGCAUGGCCUAAGCUAG